Candidula unifasciata is the source of this 1281-nucleotide messenger RNA. NCBI's taxonomy places the organism in Eukaryota, Metazoa, Mollusca, Gastropoda, Stylommatophora, Geomitridae. The record is from the annotation of a GenBank genome assembly.
UGUCUGGAGGAACUGAACAUCAUGCCUCAAAUCAAACGACUUGGAGGCAGUAGCGCUGGAGCUUUGACCGCUGCUCUGGUAGCCCUCGGCUACACUUCGGAAGAUAUCCGAGAGUUCAUGACAGAGAACAUUGAGAAAGUCUUACUGGAUCACAUGUGUGGAUGCUUAAGUUUGCUGCCAAAUCUCUUCCGGAGAUGGGGUUGGAACCCCGGAGACAGGAUUUACGAGUGGCUAGGAGAUAAAAUCAAAGCAAAAACUGAAUCUAAAAAUCCAGAUUUAACUUUCUUUGAGCUUUAUCAAGAAAAAGGUAUCGAACUCUGUGUUGUGGUGACCAACCUAAACCAGAUGAGAUCGGAAUACUGCCACCCCAAGACAACUCCAGACAUGACCAUCAGGGAAGCACUGCGCAUGACCAUAUCUAUCCCAGGUAUAUUCAUGGCAAGGUUCUAUGACAACUAUGGCCAAAGAGACACGUACGUGGACGGUGGGGUUUUGUGCAACUAUCCCAUACAUUGUUUUGAUGGCUGGUACUUGUCUAUGGAAAAAGACGAUGCAUUUCUUCUACGAAUGCAGAACCUGCGCGAGCUGCCCAGGACGUGUUCAGUGAAAAAUACUUUUGACAGCCUUAACAUCAAGACUCUGGGAUUUUUGUUGUAUGACGACACUGAGAAUGAGAUAAUGAGAUACAGCCUGGAGCAGAGAAUUGGAUCCUUAACCCCAGAUGAACCUAUCAGGUGUACCAAACUGUACAGAAAACUCCGCAAGACGGAAAUCAAAAACGAAUUUGAACGAGAGCACAGCCGAUGUCUGAAGGCGGCGGAGUCAUUCAUGAGGGCACUCUACAAGCAUAAUCUGCAUGGUCAAGUGGUUAUCUCAAAACAACAACUGAAAGAUGCCUUAGAAGAUGAAUCCGUCUUCCCACGAGAAGACAAAGAACUCCUGUUUGGAAUCAACAUUUCAGUGGAUGACGCCUUUGAAAUCCUAGACAAGGAUUCUAACGGACAGUCUUAUUCCGUUUGGCAGAAUCGAAUCCAUGGAUAUGAGAGGAUGGAGAUAUCCAGUUUGCUAGAUUUUGUUUUUGCUCUACAGAAGGCUUGGCUGAUUAACAUGAAGAAAGUCUAUGCCGUGGAUGGGGACAUCAACAGGACAGUGGGCAUCAACACGGGACACAUCGGAACCUCCAACUACAUCUUGGAAGACGAGGACCGGGACUUCCUUGUGAAGGUACUGGAUUUUCUUCUCCUGUUAAGUCUGUGGUUAACCACGACUGGCUUUAGCUGA